Arctia plantaginis is the source of this 291-nucleotide messenger RNA. The record is from the annotation of a GenBank genome assembly. Lineage: Eukaryota; Metazoa; Arthropoda; Insecta; Lepidoptera; Erebidae.
AUGACUAAAUCACUAACAGCCGAGCAAGAAAAGAUAGUUAAUACAUUGACAGAUACAGAGGAGUUAAUGACUAAAAGUAAGGUUAACUUGAAAAAAUGCCCUAAAUCACGACUUACAAAGGGGUACAUACAAUCAAGAAUUCAGUGCGUAGAAGAGUACUGGAAAGUGUUUACCAGCUCUCAUCAGCAGUUAACAAUGAUUACACCACGAGAUAAAAGAAAUGUAGUGCCGUAUUUUGAGAACGAUGUGUAUUCGGAGACGGAAGACCUUGACUUAAGUUUUGCUGGGUGA